UCAAAGCAUGAGGGAGAAGAAGAGGUUGAAAGUCGAGGAUUUUUGAAGAGGAUUUGAAGCUUUUCCCAUUUGCGGCAAUGUUAAAUUUUUUUCAUAAAAAGCUGAAUUUAUGAAAAAGUUGAAAAGGUGAAACGCUGAAAAGCAGAGGGCCGAAAGAGCUUAAAAAGCUGAAUGUUUUAAUAGCUGAAUGGUUUCAAUAGCUGAACAUAUGCUGAAGUUAUAGCUGAAUGAAAUUUGAAGAAAUCCCCAUAAGGAUGAAUGGGCAAAAUUUUGCAUAAAAAGCUUAAUAUUUCAAAAAGUAUAAAGGAUAGAAAGACACUAAUUAAAGAGCACAAAACAUGAACAUAAUCAAUUCAAGUCAGACACAAUCAUGUAUUUCAUUCAAACGUGUGUGUGUGUGUGUGUUUGCAUUUGUGUGUGUCUAUGGUGAUCAAAGCAAAACAAUCAAGCCAAAUAGAACCUCCACAGCAACAUUCCAUUCCGUGCCUAUAUAAAGGGCAGGUUUGCAGGACAACACUUUGUCAGUCCGAUCUUUCUUCGAACGCAGACACAUCCGUGUUAUCGUGAGAAAGGAAAGUGAGGAACAAGGUGAUGGUAUUUGUUUAUCCGCGACAACAGUACCAGCCGAACAAAAUGGAGAACUCUAGCGAACGCCCCACAGACAUGUCUCGGGAGAAACUUAUCCAAGAGCUCGAAGAUACCAGAGAGCAGCUGAAAAAGCAGAAAACCCUGAAAGAAAUGUAUAUUAACAGGGGUAAAGAGACUACAAGAGAGCUAGAGCGGCUGAGAAAAUACAGCGAUGAUGCUACUCUCAGCAGCGCAAAGAUAGCUACUCAGGUGAGAGACAACACCAGGCAGAAGAAGAAGAAGGAUCUUCAUAAAGAUUACGAGGAGCUGAAGGUUGCCCAUUUAAUCAAUGAGGAGAAGUAUCAAGCUGACCUCCAGGCGGAGAAGGACAAAAACAGUCUUCUUCAGAAAGAACUGGAUCAGAUCAGUAUCUCCUACAAUCAGCUUAAAGUCAGGUAUGAAACUGAUGUCAGAGAGCAAGUUGAGACUCUCAAACACGAGCUUCAGGGCGAAGCCCAGCAAAGAAAACUCCUUCAACAGCAACACAACGAGCUGGAAAUAGCACAAGCAUCCAGCCAGGACAAGUAUACUGCUGAACUCCAGGUGGAGCAGCUGAAGAACAACCUUCUCCAAGACAAACUGAACAAAAUCAGCCAAGGGUAUGAAUCUGAAGUCCUCACUGUGAGACAGCAGGCUGAAAGUCUGCAACGGGAGCUUGAGAAAGAAGUCAAGGCUCACGCAGACACAGUGUUGCGAGACUUGCAGGUCAUUACCAACUUGAAGGCUGAGCAGAACGACCUCCGUCACAGACUGACCGAGGAAAUAAACAAUCUCAUGCAAAAGACCCUGGAGAAGGAGGAAUAUUAUGAGAGACAACUGGAGGAGCUGAAAAGUCAGCUUACUGCUCAGGUCUCUCUCAGCCUUGUCCUCUCCACAGAGCUUAAGGCGUUGAAGGAAGCUGAAAUCACAGAGGAGAAGCCGUGCGAGCAGGAGUCUAUCGCUACUACCUCAGCCCCCGAACUUCUGGAGGUGACCAAAAUCCCCGAGGAGAAGGCGCGCGAGCAAGAGUCCAUCGAUAUUGUUUCGGCCCCCGAACUUCUGGAGGUGACCAAAAUCCCUGAAGAAAAGGCAUGUGAGCAGGAAUCCAUCGCUUCUGCCCCGGCCCUUGAACUUGACAUGACUCAAGUCUCCGAGGAGACUCACCCAGCUAAACCAAAAAAGUCUUCCUGGAAAAGAGUCCGUCACUUCCUGGGAUUGAGGAAACCACAGAAGUGGAAGAAGUGAGAUGGCUUCAACAACUCAAGCUGUCACAGUUGCCAUCAAACAUCAACAUGAAGAACAUCUCUACUGUGGACAGCCAGUAGAUACCACAUGUCACAUGUGGUCGGGCAUGGGUUGGCACUACAUCAGUGUUACAUCCAAACAGCAGCACACUCUUGCAGACAUAGUACGAGGAGCUAAUCAGAAAUGCUUCCCAUACUGUGUCUUUUAGACGAGCUAUAUGUGUGUUGCCUGUGUGGAGUUAAAGGGAUAUAAAGGUGUAAGGUUAAGAGCCCAAGUUGAGAGAUCAAGUUGGCAGACCUCAAAUGGCCUCACACUGACAAUACAUUGCAGUAUACGCCUCCAACAAGAAACUGCCAGCAGAAAGCAACAAAUGAUGCU
Acanthopagrus latus (yellowfin seabream) is the source of this 2229-nucleotide messenger RNA. RefSeq names its product cingulin-like. The transcript has 2 exons. Bases 592 to 1851 code for a protein of 419 amino acids. The record is from RefSeq and is a predicted model, not a curated record. NCBI's taxonomy places the organism in Eukaryota, Metazoa, Chordata, Actinopteri, Spariformes, Sparidae.